UCCAGCAUUCUGCCUCCUCCUACCCUUCUGUUCCGGGCUUUGGCCCCUCAGGGCAGUUAUAACUCUACUUCUCCUUGCAGAGCCUGCUUCUCCUUUCAUAUUCACCCAGGGUUGGAGCAGGUGCUUCUUGGAAAGUGGGCAAGUGACCAUUGCAGGCCAGCCCAGCUGUGGAGCAGCACCAACCAAGCCCCUGAGAGGGAAUCAGUUGAGAUGGGGAGAGGGCUGUAUAAAGACAUUGCCUCAUCUUCCGCCAUGGAUUCAAGAUUGCUACCAAGCUGGCAAAAGAGGAAUACCUUUUCUUCCAGGCUGCUGACGGCGUGCUGCGGACCUCUGCUUCUAAGUGAUACCUUCCUCCGAAGCCAGUGUGUGGAGCCUGCCCCACACCCUCCACCUGCCAAAACCACGGCCUUUACCUGUGUCUUUCGGUGUUUCCCCUGCGACCCUUCCUGUGGGAGCACCUCCUGGGCCACCCCUGAGUUUGCACAGCAUUCAUCAGCGGCUCCAAUGGUGAAGAUGACGAGGUCCAAGACUUUUCAGGCCUAUCUGCCUUCCUGCCAUCGGACCUACAGCUGUAUCCAUUGCAGGGCCCACCUGGCCAACCACGAUGAACUCAUUUCCAAGUCGUUCCAAGGAAGUCAAGGACGAGCUUACCUCUUUAAUUCAGUAGUUAAUGUGGGCUGUGGACCUGCAGAGGAGCGAGUGUUGCUAACGGGGCUGCACGCGGUUGCAGACAUCUACUGUGAAAACUGCAAAACCACUCUGGGCUGGAAAUAUGAACACGCCUUUGAGAGCAGCCAGAAGUAUAAAGAAGGCAAAUACAUCAUUGAACUUGCACACAUGAUCAAGGACAAUGGCUGGGACUGAACGGCGGGCGUGCCCCCACCCAGUGUCUGAAUGAAUGCCAUCCGACUGAACAUUAUAUCCAAGAGGGGAGAGAGUGACUGAACGCUUGGUUCCAUCCCUUUAGAGGCUUUGGCAUCGGAGCAUCCUCCCACCCUAUCUCCAUCUUUAUUGGUGACUGGCCUCUAAAUUGCUGUCUCUCUGUCUCUUUGCUUUGUAUCUGUUUGUGAGUUGACCCUGGCUUCUCUCUCUGUUCUAGUGUUGGCUAAAAACAACGGAUGCACCGAGAGCUUGGCAGCAUUCUACUUUCAGGAGAGUCCCAGGGACCCCCAGGGUGGGUGGCCGUGGCCCCUUGGUGUCAGGAGAGCAGGGGCGUGGGGCACGGGCAGGGAAGGGAGCCCCGAGCGUCGGGCCCGGGAGGGUGCAGGGAGGAACGGCUGCUCCUUGAAUUCUGGGAACCUAGCAACCUUGAACCCAUCAGCGUGUCCAAGAGGACAAAAAGAAGAUUUAAAAAAAUACCUCAUGACUGAAUCUCUUUGAAACUUCUGCUCCUGCCCCCCCACCACAAGGGGCCAGGUUAGGCUGAGAGGCGGCACGACUGCUGUCCAGGCAGUGGCAGGGUCAGUGCUCCGCAUCCUCCCCUGCCCGAGGUCCCACUCGUGGUCCCCCGAGGUGAUGGAGGGUUCAGGACCUAGUACUCCCCGGCCAGUCGGAGGCCUGGCUCUGACCGGCAGCCCACUAAGUCCUGUAUUUUCAGGGGACAGCAAGUUAGGAGAUGCUGCCAAGACAGCUCCAGUGUCAGGCAAGGAAACCAUAGGAAAGCCAAUAGAGUUAAAACGGCCCCAUCUGCCUGGCCCAUGACCCUUCUCUGAGCACAGUGGAUGGGAAUGAAGAAGCAGGGAUUGGGGGGCCGUGAACCUCCCUGCUUCCCCGGGGUGGGUGGGUGGGAAAGGGACUUCCCCAGGAGCAGGGAUGACUCAGUCUGAUUGGCUUUGCUUCCAGCCCCGUCUUUUAAGCUCUGGAAGAGAAAAGCUUUGGAGAUUAUGGUUAAUGUGUUCUGCAGGGGGACAUUUCAAGCCCCGGCGUUAUUUCCCUGAAUUUGAAUGGGGGAGAAGCAUAGCAAUUAACCAAAGUGGCACCGCGGUGGGGACUGAUUAAAUUUUGAUGUCAAACGACGAGUAACAGAAUCCUAAUCUUACCUUUUCUUUUUGGGGGGUAGGAAUGAGGAGGAGACAUACGUCCUGGUAUUAGGGGAGCCAGCCAGGCUCAGGAGGGAAAAGCUUUGUGUUGCAUUUAAUCAUACACACUGUGAUGUCUAUGCUACAGCACUCCGGCCAGUACCUGGUGUGUGGUGUGAGGCCCACUCAAACUGAGUUCAUUUCAUUUCUCGGGCUUAACAUACACUUUUAUUUUCCUGAUGUUCUUGGAUGUCAUUCUCAGCAUCUCGGUUUCUGUGGAGGCCAAACCUCGAGAAAGAAAGCCAAGUCUCCAUUGUCGCGAGUGGUUGAUCCAGGAGCGAAGGGAAGCUGGGCCAUGGAGUGGGCUCGGCAGAGUCAGGGAAGCCCUCUGGGAUGCAGACAGAGCAGGUGACUGUGGGAGGGCUCCUAAAGAAACCCCGAGUCCAGGUGGUUCUGGCUCAAGGCUGACCUAGACCCAGAGGCCUGGAAUCUCACACAAAACAGAUUUUUCUUCUUUUGACUGGCUGGUACAAGACAAAAACAAGCAAACAAAAAAACCCACUUCUUUUCCUACUCACCAAGCCUAGUUUUUGAUUCUUUAAAAAAAAAAAACCAACUAAGGAUUAGAACCACAUCAACCAAACCCAAAUGAUUUGGAGGGUUUUGUCCAGCCAGUUCUUGAAAAAACAUUCUGGAAAAAGGAAUAAUAAGGGAAAUAGGCAUAGUGCAUAUAGCCUCCUAAAGGAAUAUUCUUUCAGCUUCCCCUAAUCCUUUAGAUUGCAUCAGAAUAUAGCUUCAGUUUUCACAUUCCCAGGCUAGCUUCCACUCCCUCCCUACUCAAGUAUGGGCCCUGGACCCCUUCCUUUAGAGAUUUGGCCUUCCCCUCAAGGAACCUUUCACCUGGUCUGUAGAGCUAAAAAUGAAACGGAAAUUUGGCAGGUUUGAAAGCAAACCCGGACAUGGCAGCAAGACCAAACCCUGGCCCCAUCCCUCUUUUUCUCCUAGGAAAGCUUCCACUGCUCGCCCUGUGUAGAUGCAAUUCAGACUCCUGGUGGUGCGAGGAGUAUGGGAAAGGCGCGUGGCACCCCUCUGAAGAGCAGGCCCCCUUCAUUAGGUUUCCCCUACACGUUUGACUAAACCAUAAGUGCUUCUUACAACUUAGCUCCAUCCAAGACUUGUUUAAUGUCUAGCAGUAUUGGAGGCCACAAACAAGAGCUCAAGCCCUGUCACAUUUGUGGACUCAACUUGUUCCUUCUCUAUUCAUUUUCUUUUUCUUUCUUUUUUUUCCUCUUAAAAUUUAUCUACUCAGAGCAUAACCAAAGACCUCACCCCCAGGCCACUGGUAGGUUCAGCUAACAGGGAGCUGCUGGGCAUGGCUGGAAGGGUAGAAAGCAAGAAGGAAGGGAAAGGGGGGAGUUCUUUACCUCAGCCAGCAGCUGCCUUCAUUUGGGACCGAAAAAGCAUUAGCAGAAUCACCAUGCUCCACCUGGAAUCGGGUGGUCUUGGCUUUGGAUGGAGCCUUGCAGGCUCUGUGGGCUGCCCCUGGCACCAGUCUGGAAGCUGGAUGCCGUUCACUCGAGUUGGUUGGAGCAAACCAGCUGCGACCCAGUUGGAUGAACAUGGGUGUCCAUCUGGGUACUAGAUCUCUAUGUAAGACAAGGUCAGUCCGGGCUGGUAGAUCAGGAUGCACAGAGGAAGUGUCCCCCUUUCUACAAAUUUCAAAGGGUAAUAUAUACAGAAAAGAAACAUUCUCUUGUGAAAUAUACUUUUGUAAAUAAUAUUUAAUUUUUUUAAAUAAUAUAUUUGGUGCUGUUUUCUCAGAGCCCCUGAGAGCACUUUUUAUUUUUGUUUUGAAAUUCUGCUGUUUCCUCUGCAUUUUUUGAAGUCUGUUUUAAGGGAAACAUAGAUACUUUUCUUUUUUUUUUUUUAAAGUCUGUUAUUAAAAUCUGGGGAGGCAAGAAAGCUUCGCUUUUGCCCUUUCCUGGUGGAAUUGACGUGUAGUGAAUCAUUAGAAUGAAUUGAAAUGUUUUUCUUACACGAGUAUUGGCUAGAAAAGAAAAAUUAAGGUGAAAUUGAUGUUAGUUGUGGCUUUGAAGACAUCCUCUCAUUGGAAGGCCUUCAGGUCUAUUGUUUUCAAUUGUGCAUUUUUUAAAGAACAUUUUCCAAUGGCUCCUGCUUUUCUUUUUACUGGGGACAUUAUGUCAAAGUUUACACACUUCCUGCAGCGAGAUUUUUAUUUUCUCCCCAACUUUGUAUGAAUGUAUGUAUGUAUGUAUAUGUGUGUGUGUGUGUGUGAUUUAAAAAAAAUCGUUUGCACUCUGUCUCUUAAGUGGACCAACAGCACAAGCCAUAGAGAAUGCCUCUUACCAUGCCAUGUACAGGCAGGGCUGUUUGCAGUGCCAGGUCUCUGGUGCACCUUCCCCUUUUCCUUCUCUGUGGCACAGCUUGGAUGAGCUAGAAAUGAAAUCUAUCAUCCUUGCGGAGAUGCAAGAGUCAAACCUCUUUUCUAUUUGCUAACGUGAGUGUAUUAAUCGCAUUUUCUGUGGCUCCAAGUGUUUUAAAAGAAGCCUCACCAUAAACAGUAACUGGUAUUGGCAGAACAGACAUGAGAUGUACACAUGCCUGUAGGUAAACAGCUCUGUGAGGUCCGACUCCCUCAGGCUCAGGAAGAGGCCUGCCUGGGAAAUCCAAUCCUGGAAAACAAUCAACUUGUGUGUUUUUUAAGUCAGUCCAAAAAUGAAAAACCACUACGGGGUGGGGGGAGGGAGGAAGAGACGUUGAAUUUUCCAGUUAAAAUAUAAUAAAAUAAUGUCCUGUGGCAACAUAAAGGUACAAAGCUAUUCUCAACAUUACCAAAUUCUUGAUGCGUGCCCCCUUAUGCUUUUGUAUAACAUUUUGGUAAGAAAGCGGGAGCAAAUUCCCUUUUUUCCCCAUUUUGCAGAGACUAUCUUUUCACUACUUGUCUGUCUAUUGAUGCUUGUGUUUACAAACCGUAUCUGUUGGGUUUUGGGGGUGGUUUUUUGGGGCAUAUUUUUUCAGGUCACUUUGCUUUGACAACAAAGGCAAUUGUUUUUUCAAUACGUUGUCUUCACCUUUUUUCCUGUAUUUGUACAUAGUGACUCAGUAUUAGAAGAAAGUGCAUUGUUUUCUCUCAUUUCCAAUCUGUGUUGGUGCUCAUUUGAGAAAAUAAAGUUUUCAAUUAUUCUGAAA
Molecule: messenger RNA, 5228 nt
Organism: Monodelphis domestica (gray short-tailed opossum)
Lineage: Eukaryota; Metazoa; Chordata; Mammalia; Didelphimorphia; Didelphidae
Source: RefSeq, a predicted model, not a curated record